Cannabis sativa is the source of this 1041-nucleotide messenger RNA. RefSeq lists its product as uncharacterized. The transcript is spliced from 2 exons. The coding region runs from base 1 to 1041 and encodes 346 amino acids. The record is from RefSeq and is a predicted model, not a curated record. NCBI's taxonomy places the organism in Eukaryota, Viridiplantae, Streptophyta, Magnoliopsida, Rosales, Cannabaceae.
AUGGAUUUGGUUGACACAGUGAAGGCUAGUCCUUUCGGACACUUUUGGGAAGCUGGAGAGUUGACUUUCUCCGGCGCGUUGGUCCACAACCUCCUCUUACAAAAAAUGAAAGUGGACACAGAAAAGGAGGAUGAGGUUUGGUUUCAUGUAGGGAGAAAUGACAUGAGAUUCGGACGGAUAGAGUUUGGACUCAUUACUGGCUUACCUAUGGGUAGUGCCCCUACAGACGAGGAAAUACACGCCAAGUCCAACGACCAUCUAGUUCGGACUUAUUUUGAAGGGAAGAGUUCUGUUCAGUUGGACUCCCUUAUGCUCCAACUUGAGAGGUGCGAAGAUAAAGAUGAUGCCUACAAGCUUGGACUGAUCGCUUUCAUUGAAGGUGUAUUAGUAUCAAAGGAGGGCAAUGUCCAAGUUUGGCCUGAGAUGUUGAAGUUUGUUAUCGAUCUCGAAUUCUUCUUUAAGUAUCCGUGGGGCGAGCGCGCUUUUCGUAAGCUGAUGGAGACAUUAGGAAAGAAUAUGCAACAUUACAAGGAUAAUGUUGACAAGAAGAAGGGGAAGAAGAUUGCUCAGGAGGCAAAGUACACUGUUAGUGGCUAUGUACCUGCCUUUCAGUACUGGGCAUACGAAGCAAUUGAGAAGUUGGGGAAGAAGUAUGCCCACUGCAACGGGACCAAGUUCCCCAGAAUGUUGAGCUGGAAAACACCGGAGGGCCAGCGGAAACAAGAUGUCAAGGCAACCGACAUUGCACUGUUAUUCAACAGUCGGUUGGUGGUGAAGAAGUGCUUGUUUCCCCGGCCCAGUGAAGAGGCAUACUUCAAGAGUAUUAAUGAGGGUAAAGCUCCUCUUUGCUUUGAGAUGGAUGUGGAACAAACGGUGGACGUUGAUGGUACACAGGAGUCUGUGUUUGAAACUCAAGCGAAGACCAUCAACGAGGCCGUGACAAAGGCAAAUUUAGUUCCACCACCACCGGCACCUGAAGUACACGAGCCAUCUACUUCGGCGGUGUCCUUCGCUCCAACCAAGACAAACUGUGGACACUGA